AGUAUUUUUGUUUUACACUUGCACUUCUUCCGGUCUCUCUCCAUCGGCAUCGGCUCCUGCUCUUCGUAAGCAUCUCUCUCUCUCUUUCGUUCCAUUAUUUUUUCGGUGCGAAACCCUGGUUGGUGUUGCAAUUAUAACCUCAGAUUCAGAGGGACAAGUUCAACGGUAGCGGAAUUUCCAUUUGAAUUUGAGUAGACAAGGUGAAAUCCGAGGAAUUUCGCGGUCGAGAGAACUUUAAUUUGCAAUCGAAAUUUGAUCGUCUUUUUAGGUUCAAUAGUUGCGCUGGUAACGCUUCAAUUCGAGCCUGUCUUGGGAGUUUGUUCCAUAGGGCAUGGCAUAUCCGGAACCUGCUGAUGCAGAAAGAGAGGUGAUGCAAGUCAACAGUGCUCAGCGGAAACCCAGGAUUUUACUUGCUGCCAGUGGAAGUGUGGCUGCAAUUAAGUUCGGGAAUCUCUACCAUUCUUUCUCCGAAUGGGCAGAUGUUAGAGCAGUGGCUACUAGCGCCUCUUUGCACUUCAUCGAUCGAGCAUCUCUUCCUAAGGACGCGAUACUGUAUACCGAUGUGGAUGAGUGGAAUGGUUGGAACAAAAUUGGAGAUAGUGUUCUUCAUAUUGAGCUUCGCCGGUGGGCUGACAUCAUGGUCAUUGCCCCUCUGUCUGCAAACACGCUCGGCAAGAUUGCGGGUGGAUUAUGUGACAAUCUAUUGACGUGUGUCGUGCGAGCAUGGGACUAUAACAAGCCACUUUUUGUUGCACCAGCCAUGAAUACCUUCAUGUGGACCAACCCAUUUACCGAACGACAUCUCAUUGCAAUCGAUGAACUUGGGAUAACCCUCAUCCCACCUGUUACCAAGAGACUAGCCUGUGGGGACUACGGCAAUGGUGCAAUGGCUGAACCUUCCUUAAUCUUCUCUACAGUGAGACUCUUCUUCGAGUCACGAAUGCAACAAAGUGCCAGAAAUGGCGAAUAGUUCAGUACAUGAAAGCCUUUGUCAAGAAGAGGAGAGAGAUGGAAGGGAUAGUAGAUCUCCGCUUAAUUAACAAUUGGAAGUUGUAGCUGUUGCUAUUUAAUCUUGUAUAAAUUCGUUUUUGUUAACCCCUCUGUGCUGAACCCUCUGUUCCCCUUUGUGCAUUAUGUAGACUGUAGAGGCACUAAAAGCCUUGGAACAAUAUUUUUAAGGAUAUUUCUUAGUUUAUGAAGCCAUCACCUAGUUCAUAUUUGGUCAAA
Molecule: messenger RNA, 1227 nt
Organism: Momordica charantia (bitter melon)
Lineage: Eukaryota; Viridiplantae; Streptophyta; Magnoliopsida; Cucurbitales; Cucurbitaceae
Product: phosphopantothenoylcysteine decarboxylase HAL3a
Biological process (GO): coenzyme A biosynthetic process
Cellular component (GO): phosphopantothenoylcysteine decarboxylase complex
Molecular function (GO): FMN binding; phosphopantothenoylcysteine decarboxylase activity
Source: RefSeq, a predicted model, not a curated record